GUUGUUUCAUCAAACAAAACAAUCCAAAAGUUAAGAAAAACAAACACCCCGAAUUUGUAAUAUAUAGCUCAUUCCUACAUAGUCCCACCCCCAUCCCACACUUUUCACCAUUGCUUGGCCGCGUCAGCUUCUGUUGCUGCCGCGGCCGGCAGAGGGAAUAGGCUUCUCUGUUCUUUGUAUGUUACAUUUAUUUUGGGAACAAGAAACAAGAAGCUUGUUGUUCCAUUCAUCUUCCUGUUGAAGCAAAAAAUGUGUGUAAAGAAAAUGGUGAAGGAAGGAGAGCCUAAAACAAAGUCCAUUACAUCUUCAUCAUCUUCAUCAUCAACAUCAUUAUGUGACUCAGAAACAGAAGACUUGCAGCGAAUGCCAUUGGUGCCAUCACAAUUGAUGAAAAACAAGAGAUGUUUGUCCAAGCAGUUAUCAAUGUGUGAGACCUCCAGGGACAUUGCUUGGGAGAAAAGGCGACGCCAGAUUCUUCGUCAGGAGAGAGGAAAGAAUGGGAUUAUUGUAACAAAUGGCUUGACUGAUGAAGACUUGCAUGAACUAAAAGGGUGCAUAGAGCUUGGAUUCGGAUUCAAAGAGGAAGAAGGUCAAAAACUAUGCAAUACAUUGCCUGCUUUAGACCUUUAUUUUGCUGUAAACCGGCAGCUUUCUCCCAGUCCAGUUUCAACACCUCAAAGCGGAGGUUCAUCCUCAACUUCAUCACUUGGUGGCAGGUCAUCCUCUUUUGGAAGUCCUACAAGUGAGUCAGACUGGAAAAUUUGCUGCCCAGGGGAUAAUCCUCAGCAAGUGAAGACUAAGCUAAGGCAUUGGGCGCAAGCUGUGGCAUGUUCUGUGAUGCAGUCAUCUUGAAGUGUGGGAUGGUUUCUAUAGAGGCAGGAAAAUAAAACAAAUCUAGUGUCAGAAAAGAAAAGAAGUGAGUAAGUCAGAGAGAGAGAAAGAGAGAGAGAUAUGGCCUUCAUUGUUUAGGUUCUGUCUUUGAUUGAAAAAAGCAAAAAAUAAACAGAAAAAUGUGCCAAAAAAAGGAAAAUGGUGCAGCAGUCCGGGGUAUUUCUUUUUUUUUUUUUCCUUUUCUUUUUAACAAAAGGUCAGUCAUCUGAGAGAUAUUGACAUUUGGCCUCCAGGAAAAGUUUGGUUAGAGAGGGUUUCUGCCUUGGAUUCUUCCAAUCUUAUUUGAUUUUCUUUGAA
Theobroma umbraticum is the source of this 1188-nucleotide messenger RNA. Its product is annotated as carboxylate clamp-TPR protein (DUF1685). The record is from RefSeq and is a predicted model, not a curated record. Lineage: Eukaryota; Viridiplantae; Streptophyta; Magnoliopsida; Malvales; Malvaceae.